Acromyrmex echinatior (Panamanian leafcutter ant) is the source of this 2236-nucleotide messenger RNA. Its product is annotated as methanethiol oxidase. Gene Ontology annotation, molecular function: selenium binding. Lineage: Eukaryota; Metazoa; Arthropoda; Insecta; Hymenoptera; Formicidae. The record is from RefSeq and is a predicted model, not a curated record.
CGGCCUAACGACUUUCCUGCUUAGCAAGAAGCUCACACUGGAGACGCGCAAGCGAGAUGGCCUGCUCCUCGACAUGAUCGCUAACAUUAGCGGCCAUUUGGAUCAACUUGACAGCAGCUUCGAUGACAUCGCCGCGCAGACGGGAAUUGCGCGGAAUCGCUUGCUACGACUGGUUGCGCUCCAUCGAGAAAAUCUCUUGGUAUGUGCGUUACUCGGCGAGAAAUGGAGACAAAAGCAAAUGCUCAGCAUCGGAAAACCGAUGACGAUGAUGACGAAGAGAAGAAAACGACGUCGACGGUUCAUCGUAUCGCACUAUCAUCGAUAAUCGAUGUCCGAGAGAUUUUUAUCAGACGUGUUAGAAAAUAUGGGAGAUAUAAUUAGAUCAACAUAGUCAUAAAAUCGCUCAGAGACAAAGUGCGAGUUUCUCCCAACAUAAAAGGCUCCCCCUCUUGUUUUCUCGAUCAUAACUUCGUACUUGGACGAUGGCUUCGUAAUUCAUCGCGACUCGCGCGAGUUCAGCGAGUCUCGACGAAUAUCUUCGACGGAAAUUCUUCGGUUUCUCUCUCGAACGACGUUACACCGAUCAUACGAGAUGGCGGAAAAAAAAGCGUGUUCCGGGCCAGGUUACAGGAGCCCAAAGGUGGCGAUGCUCGAAGGACCUCGCGAGAAACUUUUGUACGUCAUUGGCAUACAUACGAACCCUGACAAGGCCGAUGUUCUCUGUACGGUGGAUGUGGAUCCCGAUAGUCCAACGUAUUGUCAGAUAAUACACAAAUUGAGAAUGCUAAUGGCCGGCGACGAGUUACAUCACUCUGGCUGGAAUAUUUGUAGCAGCUGUCACGGAUUGUCCGGUCGUAAACGUGAUACGCUGGUGUUGCCAUGUAUUAUGUCGGACCGGGUGUAUCUGGUUGAUACGAGCAAUGAGAAAAUGCCCAGAAUUAAAAAGGUUUUCGAACCGGAAGAGAUGCACAAACACGGGAUAUCCACACCGCAUACUUCCCAUUGUCUGCCAAACGGAGAGAUAAUCAUUUCUACCAUGGGAAAUCUUAAUGGUGAUGGAUUGGGUGAAUUUUUCUGCAUCGAUGCAGAGACCCUACGAACGAAAGGCACAUGGACCAAGAGUCAAGAAAAAGCAGCUUUCGGAUAUGAUUUUUGGUAUCAACCAUAUCACGAUACACUCAUCGCUACAGAAUGGGGUGCACCUAGAGUUUUUAAGAAGGGAUUUAUUCCGAAGGAUAUUCAUGACCCCAAGAUCUAUGGCAGAAGUUUGAACAUUUACUCGUGGAACGAACGGAAAUUAAAACAAAUCAUUAAUUUGGGAGAUGACGGAAUUGCACCUCUUGAAAUAAGAUUCCUUCAUGAUCCGUUGGCAGCCGAAGGAUUCGUCGGUUGCGCGGUAACGUCGAAUAUUUAUCGAUUUUAUAAAGCGAAGGAUAAUUCGUGGAAGGUCGAAAAGGUGAUCCAGGUACCAUCGAAAAAAGUCGAGGGAUGGAUCAUGCCUCUGAUGUCAGGUAUGAUCACCGAUAUUCUGCUGAGUCUGGACGACAAGUAUCUGUAUCUGUCUAAUUGGUUGCAUGGCGACGUUAGACAAUAUGACAUUUCCGAUACGAGAAAUCCGAAAUUAACGGGUCAAGUCUUCUUAGGAGGUUCAAUACUGAGCGAUUCGCAGAUACGUGUGAUACAGGACGAAGAAAUGAGCAGUCAGCCCGAUCCCGUCUACGUGAAGGGACGUAGAUUGUAUGGUGCGCCGCAAAUGUUGCAACUAAGUUUGGACGGACGUCGUUUAUAUGUAACUACGUCGAUUUUUAAACCAUGGGACAAACAGUUUUAUCCCGAGCUCCUCAAAUAUGGAUCAACGAUGGUAAAACUUGAUAUCGACGUAGAGAAGGGCGGAAUGAAGCUCGACCGUCAAUUUCUCGUUGAUUUCGGCACUGAUAAAAGCGAUAUUUUACUGGCACACGAAAUGAGAUAUCCUGGUGGAGAUUGCACCUCCGAUAUAUGGCUGGCAGAGAAACCUUAACUUUAAUGAUUGGACUGGACGUAGAGUCGAAGGCAUUUCAAAUCUGUGAAACUAAUAAUAAUGCAGUAGCUUAUAUUAUAGUAUCGUAAUUUCGAUUUUUCUCCGAUGAAAUCUCUCGGAUCUUUAUCAUGUAGAAAAUUAUUCAGAAAUGUUCUUUCGAUAAGGAUAAGAAAUAUGGGUGACAGAGGUAAAUUAAUAAAGAAUACUCACAGUAUA